CCAAAUCUUUGACAGCACUUCCUGGACUGGUGUUUGUUGUGGGAAAUAAACGCCGUGGUGCUGAACCGGGGAUUCAGGCUACGUUUAGCGGUAGAAGGACACGGCACGAAGUACUGCACCACCCCACCUACCAGCAUGCCGUCGCGGGCAUCUUUCGACCGGUGUCAGACAAGACAGACGAAGUGACGGCUGAGACUGAGGAAGGACGAAGGUGGACAUAUUCUCGGACAGCCCAGAGCAGAGCCACAGCAGAGCCGCCGACAGCACGGGAGUUGUCGCGAUGUUGUAGCUAAACCAUGGACUGCAGAAUAAAGGAAUAUCCAGACAGAACAUUUGACCUGGUUGUACAGGUGGCAUGUCCAGCAUCUGAACAUGAGGAUCCAACCGUGCUGUGGAGCUUCCCCCAGGACCACACCGACCAGGAGGUCCUUCAGACGAUACCAAAGUUCUGCUUUCCCUUUGACGUGGAAAGGGUUUCCCAGAAUCAGUUGGGGCAGAAUUUCACCUUUGUGCUGACGGACAUCGACAGCAAACAGAGGUUUGGCUUCUGUCGACUCACUCAAGGCUGCCGGGUCUGCAUAUGUCUGCUCAGUUAUCUACCAUGGUUUGAAAUCUACUACAAGUUGCUAAAUACUCUGGCAGACUACCUAACAAAACAACAGGAAAAUGACUUGAAUGACAUGCUGAAUUCUCUCUAUGAUCUGCCUGUGCCAAAGCCCUUCACGCCAGUCAACCUGAGUGUGAAUGAGCAGUUGUAUAUUGCCACUGGGCAAGUACUGAGAGAUCGGCGAAGCAAGGAGCCGCACUCCUACUUCAUCGCCCCGGAUAUCAAUGGACUGCCAACCAUCCCUGAGAGCAGGAACCUGACAGAGUACUUUGUGGCUGUGGAUGUCAACAACAUGCUCCAGCUCUACGCCAGUAUGCUGCAUGAACGGCGCAUCAUCAUUACCUCAACCAAGCUUAGCACUUUAACUGCAUGUGUCCACGGUGCAGCUGCUCUGCUCUUUCCUAUGUACUGGCAGCACAUCUUCAUCCCUGUACUGCCCCCGCAUCUUCUGGACUACUGCUGUGCCCCCAUGCCAUACUUUGUGGGUGUUCAUCUCAGUCUGCUGGAGAGAGUACGCAGUCGAUCACUGGAGGAUGUGGUUAUUCUGAAUGUGGACACAAACACCCUGGAGAGUCCCUUUGAUGACCUGCACAACCUGCCCAGUGACGUGGUGUCCUCUCUGAAGAGCAAGCUGAAGAAGCAGUCCACAGCAACAGGAAGUGGUGUGGCGAGGGCCUUCCUGAGAGUGCAGGCCGCUCUGUUUGGAUCCUACCGAGAUGCCCUCAGAUAUAAACCUGGGGAGCCAAUCACUUUCUGUGAGGAGAGCUUUGCGAACCAUCGAUCGGGCACCAUGAGGAACUUCCUGUCGAUGGCCGUCAACCUGCAGCUCUUCAAACAGUUCAUCGACGGACGGCUGGCCAAAUUGAACGCAGGCCGCGGCUUCUCCGACGUGUUUGAAGAGGAGAUCACAGAGGGGGGCUUCUGUGGAAGUAAUUCAAGGUCCUACCAGCAAUGGAUGCACACUGUGAAGAGAGGAGGAUCACUUCUCAACACAGCUGUGACUAAAGCCAAGAGUCAUGCCAAGAGGGGCAUCCGAGACAUUAAGGACAGACUUAAAGCAAGGGAAGAAGAAGAAGAGGGGGUGAUGGUCUGUGAGGGGUCUCCCACCAGCACCAAGAGCCUGUCUCCAAGGAGACUGCAGAAGAUGAGACGGCAAAACUUCAACAAGUAUCCCAUGAGCAUGGGCCCUCGAGACCUUGGCUACGGGCUCGAUGAUGACGAGCUGGACAGUGCGAGCAAGAUCUCCUCAGAGGACAGCGGGGAUGUCCCUUCCUACAUCGAGGACAGCGACGACUCCUACUCAGUAGAGCUCGACAUCGACUCCUCCCGCUCGGGCCAGAUGAACCUGCUGGAGGAAAUCCUGGACUCUCUGAGCACCACGACUGUGGAGCAAGGCAAACUUAGCGCUGCCAAGAGCCUGGACUUCUUCAGGUCCAUGGAUGAUUUAAACUACAAGGCCCCGAGCAAGCCCGCACCUCCCAGCGCAUCUAAACCUGCCGAUGAGAGUGGCUGUGAUGGUGGCAGGGAUCAUGGCGGCUGGAAUAUGGGCCAGGAUGACACUGCGGUACACGGAAAACACCUCCCCCCGUCCCCACGCAGACAGCCCAACAAGAGCAGCCUGAAGGUGACAAAGAGACCUGCGACAGCUUCCGCAGUGCCCAUCAUCACGAAUACACCCCCGGCCCAGGAGGCUGACAUCUCCAGGUCAUACCCUCAUCAGCUCAACUAUGACCCUCUACCUGUAGGGCGACGACCAAAAGACCGCUUCUCCUACUCGCCCUCAGCGUCCCAUAGAGUUACACCUACGUCGCCGUCUCCCACUCUCUGUUACACCUACAGUUCUCCAGCACCCGUUUCUCACCCAAACUAUUCUCUUGAACCGACGGGCCGGCCUCGGACCAUCUCGGACCCACAAGGCAACAUGGAGCUUCCUGAAGCCCAGAACCAGACUGCCUACACCGGCAUCCUGAGGAGGAAGGUGCUGUCCAAGGAAACCGUGAGGCACUACCAGGAAAAGGCCCUCCAGAGGCAAAGCAGCAAGGCCCAGCAGGAGGGUCGGGGGAGCCCGUCGAGGCCCGGCCCCGAGGUGUCCAAGGAGGGGCUCCCGGGGAUCGGCCUGUGCCUGGGUCAGGGUAAAGGUUCGGGGGCGGCUGUGGUGCAGGAUCGAGGCCUCCUCGAGGAGAUUGACUCCAUGUGUUGCCUCGGCUCAGGGCUCCACACCAGCCUGCAGCUCUCCCAGGUUCACUGCAACAACAGUCACCAGCCGGUCCAGAGCAAAGCCACAGACGAGUCAUAGGGACGUCACAGACUCGGUGUCUGUAAAAUGCCAUAGGUUCCACUGAAAUCUAUUCACUGUAAUUCCUCUAUUACAACUAGCUACACGUUCAGAGAACAGGGUCUUUGUGAUCCCAGCGCUCUGCUAUCAGGAAACAUUAUGAACAGAUUUGAUGUCAAACAGGCAGAAACAAACAGAGUCACAGCCUGAAGAGCAGGGAACAGGAAGAGAGAAAUUGGUCCCCUGCACAACUCUCCAUCUUUAAAUUCCCCAAAAACAUUAUUUUCUUAAAACAAGUGAAAAAACCUGCAAGUGUUGUGAGAAUACUUUAACCCGUUUCCAAUAAAUGUGAACUCUACUUCAUAAAAAGAAACCACAUGAUGUGAGUUAAAAAACAAGUUCAAACAUCGAAUGUCAGUUCGGUACUUCUCCUGAGUGAACUGAACACUGAUGAAGUGACAACAACGUGGUGUUUUAUAUAGUUGUACUUUCUUUAAACAACUGUAUUCUCUUGUGAAUCGGAAGAGCAGCGCUUCAAGAACACAAACUGAGUCCAGAAUGUUGAGAUUGUUUUGUGUUUUUGAAACACAGCAAGAUUUUUCACUUGUUUUAAGAAUGUACAACUUCAUCAACAGAGACUUGAUAAGAAGGAGAUUUGUGCAGUCUUUUUACUGAUAAAACAAAGUGUUUCUGUCUGUAAUCAUCUAAAUUCAUGGACAACAUGUAUUUUCAUGUGUUGUAUAUUUUCAUCUUGUAACAGCUUCUCAAUGUUCUACCAGACAAAAAGCCACGAGACCCAUAAAUUACAUUUUGGAUAAAGUAUAAGAAGCCAACCAUCUUGACUUUCAAGAUUUAAGAAACGGUACUUGUGAGGAUGAAGAAGGGAUGAUGUCUCCAACACAUCAUGAUGUCUUCUACUCAGCGUUCCAAACAUUACACGUGAUCAGGUUACAUUUGCACUUGUAGAUGAACACAUUCUUGACCACCUGGUACUAGAAUCCUUUGAGCAAAAAAAAACAACAAGGUGAGACGGGAUGUUCCAGGCGCAAAGUCCACUCUGGAAACUAAUCAUCCACUGUGUGAUACUGGUGUUUGUGUUUUUAUCACCGUGCCUUAAAUGGACAGGUGAUUUGUUCUGGAUACUCUGGUGUCUUACUCUAUAGAUAGUGAUGCCGUACAGGUACUUUGUAAUCAGAGUCUCUGAUGCUCUCAGAUCAUAAAUACAACACUUAGUAGUACGUAAACAGCACAGCUCUUCUCUGGAUUAAUAGAAUAGUUAAUAUUUAUAUGAUGUGCUUUAAGCUGCUGUUUUUAAAUUAGCAUUCCAGAUAAUGAGAUGUGCAUGUAGACUCCUCUCUCUGGCUCUCUGUGUAUUCUUCAGAACGCUUCCGUCUCUGAAGAGAAGCAAACAAAGUCAAAACAGCGUUCGAUCUGAAAAUGCCCGUGUCAAGGCCCCAUGUCCUUUUCUUUCUCUUUCUCCACCAUCAUCAUCAUCAUCAUCACCACCACUCUUCCUCCUCAUGUUGUCUCUACUUGUGUAAUAGCACUUUCAGCACAUCUGACUUUCACUCUCAAUCUUUAGAACAGUUGCCAGUUGUUGCAGAGCUCAUGUGGUUCAGAUUUUAGACUUUAAAAGAUGAGGCUGGUGAUAUUCUAUGUUUUCUUAUUGUAUAGGAUGAAUACGUCAGAAUAAUAUACAAUAUCACCAGACUUAUCACGCAGCUCUCCUUGGCUGUCUGUCUCCUUUUGCUUUGCUCACGGGAGGAAAUGCAAAUCUCUGUCCUUCUAGGUUAGAGUCACACACUGUAAUGCAAUGCAGUGGUUGAUGAUUGUACUGUAAUGAAGCAAUACGUUUCUCCUCGGAGAGUAGCGACGUGGAUGUAAAGCGCACAGAGACUGAAGUAUUUCUGUGACGGACUCUCCUGUGGAGAGAAAGGCAGCGUCCAGAGGUCGGGGGUUCCCAUCGUUCUCUGCGUUGCCACAAACCCGGAGAAAAGAAGAAAGCUUUUCCUGUGCUAGUGUUGGGAUUAUUACAUUUAUGGUUCGUUGUUCUUAUGAUUUAUGCCAGACGCCAGUCGCUGUGGCAGUUUAAUAGCAGCUAUUUCUCCACUUUUUUUUGAGUGCUGCUCUGCGUUAACGAUUUGCUCAUAAAGUCUUUGGCGUGCUUCUAAAAGCCCAGGAACCAGAACCAGUCCUAGUAACUCCAAAAAGAAGAAAAAAACGACUCCAGAAGAGUCUCUGCUCUGGCCUUAUUCAUUGUAGAGACUUUAAAACUUAUUUACUAUGCAAAUAUUUAAAACAUUUUCAAAAGAAAGGUCACUUUUAUUUAACAGUAAUUACAUGAUUAUGCACGAUUCUACUUGAAGAAUAAUCACAAUCGAUCUAGUUUCUAGUUAGAGUGAGCUUCAUGUGUCCCUGAAUGAACAAACAUGAGCGUCUAUUAAACUGUGUGUGAGCGGAGGUGUGUCCCUGACAGAACGGUGUGUGUAGUGUGCCUUAAACAGGAAGAGUAUCACCCAGUAGAAUCAGAAGAAGGUGCAGUAUUAUAGAAGGGAGGUGUAUGCAAAGCUUUCACACCACCGUAAAUCACAGUGAGAACAUUGAUCGUUAUGCUAUUUAUGAAUAUAAACAGACCGGGUUUGGUCCUUAAACACUGACCUGAAGAGAACUUGGGUCCUAGCAUUGUUUUUAUAGCGGUUCUGUUUUUGUGUUUCGGCUGCAGUCCAGCUGGAGUUACUCAGUGCUUUGCUUUGGUCGGUGGGAAUCUUCCUGCCUGUAUUUAAUAGAACCUCUUUGAAUUUCUCUGGGUUAUUUGACUUUUUGUCAGUUAGGUUCUUUCUUUGAUUGUACUAUGAGGUGAUUCAUUGUAUUGUUCAUGUGCUUCUAUUUCUUUUCUCUCUUUUCUCUCUUUUCUUUAAACACUCAUUCUGAGCUUGUUUUUGUUUUGAAAGACGUUUCUCGGAGGAGUCUCUCUAGUCGAGUUCAUAUUGAUGAAAACAAUUAUUUUCAACUGAAUAGAUGUGUAUUUUUGCUGGCUUGAGUUUAUUUUCCAUGGAUAAUAUAUGAUUGGUGCUCUAUGUUUAAAAAAUGAAAUAAAAGACACCUAAUAUUUGAAUGUUUUAGAUUUUAUUUUUGGAAGAAGAAAUAGAGAGAACAUUAACAAAUGUCUGACGUAGCCGUUCAUGUUCAGAAGCAUUUGAAACCUUCUAAUCAAAAUAAGCAGAGAAUGACACUUGCUUGUACGCGGUACAAUGUGUAUUGUUGUAUCUGCAUGUUAUGUGUUGAAUGCUAUGAUUUUUUUAUUCUGUUGGUAUUAAUUAUUAUUUCAGUAUUUAGCGCUUCCGUCAAAUCGAGAAUGAUGGAAAUAAGUUUGGGUCUGGCACCACACACUCAUCCUGCCUUGCAUUGGGUAUUGUGGAGUUCGUGUCAUCUGCCUUGCAUUUCAUGUGUUUCUACUUUGGCUACUGUCAAUCUAACUGAAGAGCUUUGUGGGAAGAAAUACUGAGUAACUUAGUAACAAAGAAAUGACUUGUGAUAACUGAAGAUAACUGCAAACAAAUACAGUGUGAAGUAAUUUAUGAAUAUAAAGUAUAAAUGUCCUGAAAUUACAAAUUUGGAGUGAGUUGGCGGUGAUUAUGUAGCAGUGUUUACAGAGGUACUAUGGACUUUACAAAGAUAUCAUUACUUGCCCCUCGCUCCACAUUUAAGACAAAAAAACAACACAUCUCCAGUAUAGUGACCACUUUGGACGAAUUACAGUAUGCGACUUUAUUUCAGUCUUUUUGGGUGUCGUCAUGAUGAUUAACUCUUCGGUAUUGCAUUUACUGAUUUCUUUGAUUCUGUGCUCACUUGCAUGUUCUCAUUGCAGAGAAAACAACUGUCUUAAACAACUGAGAUCAAUCUAAUGUGCUGUUGAUGAGUAACUUGGUACAACUGCACACAAUGUAUGCACUGUGAACUGAAAAUAAAUGAUAGUGUUUAAUGCUUA
Molecule: messenger RNA, 6870 nt
Organism: Anarrhichthys ocellatus (wolf-eel)
Lineage: Eukaryota; Metazoa; Chordata; Actinopteri; Perciformes; Anarhichadidae
Gene: dennd1b
Product: DENN/MADD domain containing 1B
Exons: 23
Coding region: 297-2903 (868 amino acids)
Biological process (GO): endocytosis; endocytic recycling
Cellular component (GO): intracellular membrane-bounded organelle; cytosol; nuclear speck
Molecular function (GO): phosphatidylinositol phosphate binding; guanyl-nucleotide exchange factor activity
Source: RefSeq, a predicted model, not a curated record